Cucurbita pepo subsp. pepo (vegetable marrow) is the source of this 767-nucleotide messenger RNA. The record is from RefSeq and is a predicted model, not a curated record. Lineage: Eukaryota; Viridiplantae; Streptophyta; Magnoliopsida; Cucurbitales; Cucurbitaceae.
GAAAUGCGAUGGCAACUGCGGGAGUGUCAAUGAGGAAGCUGUAUGCGCCAUGUGCAGCAAUGGUGUUGGUGUAUAUUGCGUAUGGCGGAUCCCACAUUCUGGUGAAGAUCGCUAGCGACAAGGGUCUUAACCCUUUGGUCUUCAUCGUUUAUCGCCAUUUCAUAGCCUUCCUCGUCUUGGCUCCUUUUGCUUAUCUCAUAGAUAGAAACAAACGGACUUCUCUCACGCUUUCGAUGACGAUAAACAUCUUUUUGCUCGCAAUCUUAGGCUCAACGAUUCACCUGAAUCUAUUCUACGCUGGAAUCAGUUAUACUUCGCCUAUAGUAACUACCACUUUCAGCAACAUCAUUCCGAGCUUGACAUUUGUCAUGGCCGUUCUGUUUCGAUUGGAGAGAGUGAAUAUCAAAACUGCGAGAGGUGGUGCUAAAGUGUUGGGGACGAUUGUGUGCAUUGGUGGUUCCUUUGUUUUCACGUUUUGGAAAGGACCAUAUGUAACCAAAGGCAUGUUCAAGGAGCCACUCAUAGACGUGUACAAGAAUCAAGGCUCGGGACAUAGCAGUGGCGAGGAUUGGAUAAAGGGCUCGGGUUUAAUUCUUGUAAGUGAGGUUGCUUGGAGUGCAUGGCUAAUUUUACUGGCAUUAGUCACUAGAAAAUACCCAGCACAAUUGACCAUCACUGUUUUAAUGUGCUUGUUUGCAACUGCACAAUCUGGCUUCCUUGCCUUGAUCUUUGCUAGAGAUUUAGAAAAAUGGAAGCUGCAAUGGGAU